Triplophysa dalaica is the source of this 11789-nucleotide messenger RNA. Its product is annotated as potassium/sodium hyperpolarization-activated cyclic nucleotide-gated channel 2-like. Gene Ontology annotation, cellular component: membrane. The transcript is spliced from 8 exons. NCBI's taxonomy places the organism in Eukaryota, Metazoa, Chordata, Actinopteri, Cypriniformes, Nemacheilidae. Gene Ontology annotation, biological process: potassium ion transport; transmembrane transport. The record is from RefSeq and is a predicted model, not a curated record. Gene Ontology annotation, molecular function: voltage-gated potassium channel activity. Bases 37 to 3285 code for a protein of 1082 amino acids.
GACCGGAAUGAGCCGUCGCCCGGUUCAGAUGUCGCCAUGAAGAACAAAUCUGCCCAUAACAGCACAGCCGGGCACAACUGCAUCGGUAACAUCGCCCCGAAGAGUUGCGUGGAGUCAAACCCCGAUGCCAAUCUGAAACCCAAUCACGUCGCCAUGGAGGAGGCGGAUGAGGCGGAGGAAGAGUCCAAGUUUCAUCAUCCUCGGCUGAGGAGAGCCGGCGGAGGAGGAGGGGGAGGGAACAGCAUCCGGAUUAAAAACUGCACGCCAGGAGGAGGAGCCGCGACAAGGAGCUCCGCGCACCUUGAGUCCAGUGCCACAGAUGCGCGCCCGGGUGAUGCUGAUGCUGCGGGUCGCCACGACACCGUUAAAGGUAAAGCGUCAACCAUAGUGGCCAGCGUGACCGUGGAGCCUUGUAAUGUUGCAGGUGAAUCCGAAAGCAGCACCCCAGCGCCGGUUUCCAGCAUGAAAUGCAACAAAAACGGAGAAUGCAGGCGGGACUCCGGUACGGGGAGCCUGCGGUCCAUCAUGUCCAAGACGGAAGGGAAUAAACGGGCAGCCUGCAAUUCAACGACCAGCAUGGACGGAACCACCACUCCCAUCGGCUCCCUGACUCAGGACGCCGGCACGACGCCCGUUUCCAGCGGAGUCCCGGAGAAGAAGGACUCGAAAGUGUCCUUUUCCAACGCCCCGAGUCGGAAAGCCUCUUCCUCCAUCCACGGCAACCAGCAGCCCCGGAACUCGGUGACGUUUCUCAAAUCCGAGGAUGGUCCUCAGAUCAUGGCCGAGGAUAGCGAGACCAGGGACAGCCAGGCGAGCUUCAUGCAGCGGCAGUUCAGCAGCAUGCUGCAGCCCGGGGUGAAUAAAUUCUCUUUACGCAUGUACGGGAGUCAGAAAGAGGUGGAGAAAGAGCAGGAGCGGGUGAAAUCUGCGGGCAACUGGAUCAUUCACCCCUACAGUGACUUCAGAUUCUACUGGGACUUUUCUAUGCUCCUCUUUAUGGUGGGCAACCUGAUCAUUAUCCCCGUCGGCAUCACCUUCUUCAAGGAAGAGACCACCACGCCCUGGAUCAUCUUCAAUGUGGUGUCCGACACCUUUUUCCUCAUGGACCUGGUGCUGAACUUCCGCACAGGCAUCAUUAUAGAGGACAAUUCGGACAUCAUCCUGGAUCCCAAGAGCAUCAAGAAGACGUACCUGAGGACCUGGUUCGUGGUGGACUUCGUCUCGUCCAUUCCAGUGGAUUAUAUCUUUCUGAUUGUGGAGAGAGGCAUGGACUCAGAGAUGUAUAAGACAGCUCGGGCCCUGAGGAUUGUGCGUUUCACUAAGAUCCUGAGUUUGCUGAGGCUGCUGCGUCUGUCUCGUCUGAUUCGCUACAUUCAUCAGUGGGAGGAGAUCUUCCAUAUGACCUAUGACCUGGCGAGUGCAGUGAUCCGGAUUUUUAACCUGAUAGCCAUGAUGUUGUUGCUGUGUCACUGGGAUGGCUGUCUUCAGUUUCUCGUGCCCAUGUUACAGGACUUUCCCUCCGACUGCUGGGUUUCCCUCAACAAGAUGGUGAACGACACAUGGACUGAGUUGUAUUCGUUCGCCGUUUUCAAAGCCAUGAGUCACAUGUUGUGUAUAGGUUACGGUCGACAGGCUCCGGAGAGCCUCUCUGAUAUCUGGUUGACGAUGCUCAGUAUGAUUGUCGGGGCAACCUGCUACGCCGUCUUCAUCGGACAUGCUACGGCCCUCAUCCAAUCCCUGGACUCAUCGCGACGUCAAUAUCAGGAGAAGUACAAACAAGUGGAACAAUAUAUGUCCUUCCACAAACUUCCAGCAGAUUUCCGACAGAAAAUCCACGAUUAUUAUGAGCACCGCUACCAGGGCAAGAUGUUUGAUGAGGAAAGUAUCCUUGAGGAACUAAAUGAGCCGCUCAGAGAGGAAAUAGUGAAUUUUAACUGCCGGAAGCUGGUGGCCUCUAUGCCUCUAUUUGCCAAUGCUGAACCCAACUUUGUGACAGCCAUGCUAACAAAACUGCGCUUUGAGGUCUUCCAACCGGCCGACUACAUCAUCCGCGAGGGAACCAUCGGCAAGAAGAUGUACUUCAUCCAACACGGUGUCGUCAAUGUUAUUACCAAAGGAUCUUCUGGCAUGAAACUUUCAGAUGGCUCCUAUUUUGGAGAGAUAUGUCUGCUGACCAGAGGUCGUCGUACGGCGAGCGUUCGAGCAGAGACCUACUGUCGCCUGUACUCUCUCUCCGUGGACAACUUUAAUGAGGUGUUGGAGGAAUACCCCAUGAUGAGGAGGGCAUUUGAGACCGUGGCCAUUGAUCGGCUGGAUCGCUUAGGAAAGAAAAAUUCUACCCUGAUAAACAAAGUCCAGCACGACUUAAACUCUGGAAUCUUCAACAACCACGAGAACGAGAUGAUCCAAGAGAUCGUGAAGUAUGACCGCGAGAUGGUGAAACGGAUAGAUCUUCAGCGACCACGUGCCAUGUCCAUGACGCCCUCAAUCCCCGGCGGGAUCUUCGCCCACCCCGGCCAAUCACAGGGCAGCUCUGCCAUUGCGACACUCCAGCAGGCAGUUGCAAUGAGCUUCUGUCCACAGUUUGGUGGCCCUAUGGUAGGGCCGAGCACCAUGCAGUCACCUAGGAUGGUACGACGGUUCCAGGUGGUGAAAAACCUCUCCAGCCCAGUCGGCGUAUCUCCUCAGCAGUCGCAGCCAUCGAGUUCGGUACCACUCGGGGCAUUCACCGCCUUAGCAAUGGCCAGUACGCCGAUGCAAAGCCCGCUAAUGGCGCCAGGUGGCCGUACAUUUCAGUACGGUAGCGGCCCGAUGGUUGGCCGGUCCGGCUCUCAGCUGUCACUCAUCCAACAGCACGUCCCCAGUCCCACACGUCCAACCCUGCUCAAGGGUGCCAACCCUUUGCACCAAACGGGCAUGUUGACCCAGGACGCCAGAGCUAUGUCUGCAUCCCAACCUUCUCUGCCCCAAGAUGGAGCGCCACCGAUCGGACCCAGCCCUCCGCCUUCAAACAAGGCUUCCUCGACAUCGAUCGGCCCACCCCAAGCACCUCACCCCGCCAUCCCUGGGACCUCAGGGGUCAUAAGGGCCGUGCCUCAGAGAAUAGUCCCGUCACAUCAAGCAGCAGCAGUUGGAAAUUACCCUUCGACACCGCCUCCGACGGGCACUUCACCUGGCUUGGUCGGACCAGCACCUUUGGACUCUGCUAUACGCAAGAAAGAUUCCAUAGUCAGCCUUCCCGAAACGGACUACACAGCUCGAUCAAGGCUAUCGUCCAACCUCUGACAAGAACUUUGACUCUUCUAAAUACUUUGGGAGUCACGGUUUAUUCUUAUUGCCCGAGUUCUGUACUCGUAUGGGCCGUAUCUAGCGAAGGUAAGGUCGUGGCUUUUCGUAAGAAAAGUUGGAGGACAGUCAGACAGAAUUAUCGCUACUAGAUUUAAAGUCUCUGCUACAAGUAGAUUGGCGAGGUUGGAUGCCUCUUUUCCACUUGAUCGUGUAGUUAGCUCUGACCCCUGUACAGCUUUCGACGCCUCUUAAUAUAAUUGUCUUUAUCGUCCCGAAUGAAGGGGAGAACUUUUUAUCUGUUGCGUGGUGUGUUUCAUAGAGUUCAUGUCAUGCAAUGGGACUUGGCAUGGGUGACAUGAAAGUCAGGAACUUCAGAUGACAAUUAUGAAAUUCACUGCUUCGCAAAAGUGUUUGGACACGCCUUCAUUCUUUGUGCAUAAGCUCUUUAUGUAGCAAUCUAAAUAACUGUCAUUCACACUGUUGUACGAUAUUAUCAAAAAAAGUAUUAAGGACCGCUGGUCGAUCUUAUAUCCACAUGUAAAUAAGGAGGGAAAAAAGGGAAAAAGGCUAUAAUAGCAAAACAACAAUUGUAUGAACUCGAAAACCAAAGUUGAGCUCGAACACAAAUUUUGAAUGUGUCUGUGUCAACUGAGCAAAAGAAGUCCAAUGGAAACGUCCUCUAUUUAACUGCCUUGAUUCUAAGUUUAGAAGCCAUAUACAUGGUUUGUGUGCGUGCGUGUGUGUAUAAGUUUGCGCGCUUGAUCACAUAUGCUUUUUAUACGUUUGAUGUAUAAAUCCGUUUUAGCGAAAUGGAGCGGUGCUCACUCAGUGGAAUAUUUGUAUUUUUAGGUGGUUUUGUCUGGCAAGUCGAGUGAAUUUGUUGACCGAGGCAAAAAAGACUUGAACGCGUUGGGUUUUCAGUGCAAAACCUGUUCAAUUAGCUCGCAGAAAAUGAACAAAACCAAAAGAUUAAUAUUUAUGCGACUCGUGCUGUUUUUGUGAUCCGCACAUGCAAUAUAAUUCUGCAAUAUUCUUGCCCUGCCUUUUUAUAUAAACGUCAAAUCGCAGCGUAAGCAAUGAAAUCAGCGUUUUUUAAAGAAUGUUGAAGUCCUCGUGUGGAUGAGGUCAUGCAGAUCUUGGAAGAUUUUACGAUAUCAUUUUCAAGCGUUUAACCAUUUAUUUAUGUCCGGAUGGAUCUUUUCAGAAUAUUUCGUUGUUUUUUUUUUAACGUAAAACCGUUUUCUGUGUGUAGUUUUUUUUCCAUAUUGUUUGACAUCACAAUAAAAAAUCUAUAAUUGAAAAAUAUAAUAAAUAUAUAUAUAUAAUAUUUACUUCGAAUGAAAUAAUAGAAUAUAAUAUAAUUUAAAAGCAGACCAAUGUUGUAAAAUCUUCUAUAUCUAUCUAUUUAUUCUAUAUUUUACAGUUAAUUAAUUACUUUUUUAUAAUGUUGCGUGCUCUACUGUCGUCGUAAAAAUAGAUCAUAAUUUGCACAAAUGAAUAUCUAAAACAUGCUGCAUUUAAAUGACGUGUAAAUUUAAAGCAGAGUUUGUCAGUGGCUGAAUGGUUGGGUUGUUGAUCCAUGAAUCUGUUUCUUUAUAAGAAUGUAGAUGUCUGUUUCAUUGUCAACUGCUGCAGUUUUUUCUCACUUGAACUUUAAGAUUGUAAAUAUGAUGUUGUAAAUUAUUGUACGUGCGAGGCUGGGCAGAGUCAUGGAUCCGGAAAUGAAUUUUGGUGCAAAAAGGAGUUUUGAAUGUACGUGAAAUGGAAUCUGAAUAUUAAUAACUGCCAUGUAAAUAGAUAAGAAACAAUGCAGAAUGAGUCUGUGUGUUUGUAGUAAUCCCAUCAGAAAAACCUGGAGAUGUCUAGGAUGCUUUUAUUUUUCUAAAUCUCGCUUCGGUGCCAGUGAUUCUUGUGGUCGUACUAUUAGUCUGAACCUGAUGUUUAUACCACAAAGCACACGGUGUCCCGUUAGCACGGUCUAGAGGACAGAAAAAUCAUCACAAAUCACCACAUUCCCAAAGGUGAAGUGCUUUCUGAACGGAUUGUGCGAUUAAAAUGGACAGCUCAUUCAACUAUACAAAACAAAAGCAUUCAUUACAAAAAAUCUUCAUGAAUUUAAAAAAAAAUCCCACAUUGGUGUCAUGGAAUCUAAAAAAUGAAAAUAUUCUAAAACCAUUUUCGCAUGUAAUUUUUUUUCUGUUAAGGUUAUUAUCGGCAAAAUCAACAAAAAAAUUUUUUUGCAUUGCUAUUGAUAUUGAUAUAUAUUUUUGUUAUUUAUUGCUCUAAUAGACAUGGGCGAUAUGCAAAACAGGAUUUUCUUACUCUGAAUUUCUGUCUGGAUGUUUUAAGAAUACUGUAAACUCACUUAUUUACUUAAUAAGCCAUUCAAGAUUCAAGAGUUUGUCGAUUUAUGAAAUCUUAAAAUUGCAUUUUGGCGUAAUUCAAGUACAUUUUUCUUACACCAAUGGCAAAUAUUUUUAAUUGUGAGAAUUUUUUCAUUAGCUUGUUUUAUGCUGUGUCCCAAUUCGCCUACUUAUAUUAUGCCUUAAAUUAUGUACUGUUUUUGUUAUGGAAAAGUAUAUUUAUUUAUGUGUGUAGCAAAACGGAUGGGAAAUGGAAGUGAUCGUUUUUUCCUAGGCGACACUUUGGUCCUUAACUCUCACUUACAUCAAAAUACAGCUCUUCCUUGCAUUUAAGUAUUAAUUCAUUUAUUAUUUUGUAUUUAAUGUUAACUGUAUACCACAGUAUAUUUUUUAAUUUAGCAAAUCAUUAUUUUUAUCAAUCAACUUUAUCAAUGCAGUGUAGUGUCACUAAAGUCCGGCCCCCUUCCGGGUAAUAUCAGCAGUUAAGUGUCCAUUGAUUCAUACUUCGAAUUUUCGGGACAGGAAUUUACAACAGGAAUUGUAAUUUUUUAUUUCACUGGGACUUUAAAAGUGUAAGGAAAAAUACAGAGUAGGAAAAUUAUUUUUGCAUUGUCGACUCAUGUUCGGCUAUGUUUUACGAAUUAGUUGAUUCAUAGACCACACCUCUUAUAAUCCACACAGAAAAUUUGUCUUGUUUUCAUCAUGAAGAACAUCAAGCCAUUGUGGUCUUAUCUGGACCUGAAAUAAUGGCACAAUUUCAACCGGGCCCGAUAGAAUCAUCAAAACCUCCAAACACCCCCGUGCAUCUCCUGUAACAUUAGAAUUUGAUCAUAUUAAUCCAGGAAAGAAAAUGACAGUCUGUCCAUGCCAAAUGGGUCGAUGUUUCUGUAUGUCUCAUUUGCAAUGUAAUCUCUCUCAUUGAGUUUCUUGUUGAGGGCACACUCAGUUCUAUUUCCUGAUGUGUGGUAUAAACCCUUCUGUUCACCUCGCUUAAGGACACAAACUGUCUCUAUUUCUCUCAUGUACCACAUUAGUUUUUUGUCCACUGGUUAUGACAGAAAAUGCACGCAAAUAUCUGGACUGUUUUUCUUUACAUUUGUUUUCUCAUUUGCAUAUGUCAUGGAUUUAGCCUUGAAUAAGCUGCUGUCUGAUUGUUGGAAUGGAGAUGGCUGGCCAUGUGACUAUUUAACGUCCUUUCAAAGCGGACUCAUACAGUACCCGCUCACUGCAGCCCUGAUGCAGGUCAUCUGUCUGGAAAAUCUCACCGUUUUGUUCGACUUUGACGUGAUGGGGACAAGCGCUUGAAGGAAAGAUCAUACAGAUUCCCUCGAGUUUCCCUGCAUCACAUGUAAAUCAGGGUACUCUGUUUCUUUUCUUUUUUAACAAAGCACGAUGUACUGUAAAUACCUAGUGCCUAGUAUAUCUAGUUUCCAAAUAGUCUCCUUUAGUGGUGUGCGUGUUUGUGUGGCUCUACGAAAGACAAAAUGCAACAUGUAUGUGUCCUUUUUUGAAGGAAUAGUUAAGCCUGAAAAGGAGAAAUCUGUCAUUAUUUAGUCUACUCCCCCCUCAUCCCAGAGGAAAAUGUUGAUGGUCCUAGAUGAUUCUCCUAAAGUUGCUUAGGAGAAAUUAAAGCAAGAAUUGUUAAAAUGCAUGAACAGAUGUAAACAAAUCCAGAUUGUGGAUGUAAAAUAAUCUGGAUUUGGGUAAAUUUGAUGAGAAAUGUUUGAGUACACAUCGGGAUCUUCAAUAAUGUUGACUUUUGAUUGCAGACUUGACAAAUCUGAGCUCAGUUUGAAACAUUGCUGACAUCUCUUCUGAAACUCCAAUGACAGAUACAUUAGUCAGAUUUCUGUCUCUUUUUCUCAGGAGAAAAUUUUUAUUUAAUCUCAUUCAAGAGAAAUAAUUGAGAAUUUAAAAAGCUAUCAUCUGUCACUUUUAUGGGAUGUUGUUUCUAACCGUGUCCUGUUUUGUGAGAAAGGAAGAUGGGUAAAUAAUGACAUACAUCUUAUUUUCAGAUGACCUGUUCCUUUAACCUUGCAAUAUGUGUACAGUAGCUGCUAAAAGUGUUAGCGAAACAAUUAACCCAGCAUAACCCUCAUGCGGGGUGAGAUGAAUUGCACAUUUCUGUUUGUUUGGAACCCCGAGUCGCACGUCUGUGUACGAUAAACUGAGCGAGAUUUUUAUUAAAGUCGUUGUUAAGGAUCAACCCAACUUCAGCACAGGUCCAGUGGGAGGAUUUAGUUUUUUUUUGUAGCAGAUUAAAGACAUCACAGCGGAAUGACAAACAGCUGUAGACUUUUUUGCACACCUAAGAAAGACUUCUCAGGUUGUCUUGUUAGCCAUUUAUAGAGCCUUUUUAAAGCAUGACCUAACAAUGUGUAGCUAAUACAAACAACACAUAUCAACCGCUAUUACUGAAUAUAUUGUAUAGUGACUACUAAUGUAGGAUCACUUGAUAAAGUUAUUUGUUAAACACACAUUUUAAAGUCAACAUGAAAUGCGUUUUACUUCUGUAGUCUUUGUUUUUGAGGACAUCGAAUUGAUCAAGAAAUGCGGCCAAUGAAGCUAAAAGCGGAUUGAUGUCAAGUACUGACAAACAACUUUAAGUGUUUUUCAAUCAGUACGCGGAGGUCAACGGUUAAGUUCACCCUCCAGAUCAUCUCCGUAUGUCCCGAUUCAAACCUCAAACCUAAAAUAUUUUCUAUCAUUCAUGUAAAUUCAGUUACAUCAAAAAAACGAUGUUAUGGCUAUUGGGUCACAUUAACCAGUAGCCCACACAGCUUGAAGCCAAUGAAAAAGUCAUUUCGAAAAUAGAGCGAGGAAGUUUAGUGCAUUUUAAACAAAGUUUGUCGCGCAGAAACAAUGAGAAAUCUUGCUUGGAAAAGUAGAUAUAGGUUCAGUUUGGAUUUCAUGUUGACUUUGAAAAAACAAACAUAAAACCUACAACAAUAAAUGAAGGACAUGGAAAGAUCAAAGUGGCCAUUCUAAUAAAUACUUCAGUCUAUAGUUGAGGGGUCAGAAUUGUUCUUGUAUAAACUCUGUCAGCGGGGAGAACAGCAGCAAAGCUUUGUUAAAUUUCAUCUCUGUCAUAUACAGCCAUCCAUCUGUUCUGAGAUACGAUCUUGAAAUUCCUAAAAAACAAACUAAUGUUGGUAGGACAGUUAUAUCUGUCGUACUAUAUUAAUUGUCUCACUUCUCAAAAUGGUCAUACUACCUUCUUCUCAUGCGUCUCAGUGUCGUUUCCCUUCAUCUCACACAAGCUAUCCAAUUAAACCCGAUUCAAUGGAACGUCAGAUUAGGGAUUUGACUCCGCCGCUCUAGACCAAAUGGAUCCGGAUUUGUUUCUAUUUUUGCUGACCCGAAACCAGCCUCUGAUGUGGUGCUACGUCCCUUGGGUGGUGGUUUGGGUUUUCCAAGGUCUUCCAGAAAUGAUAAUGGCAACCAGUUUCUCACCCUCACGUUGGUUCAUACCUGUAUAACAUUUUUUUAAAUGCUAAAGUCAUAUGGGUUUGUAAUAGAGAUGCACCGAUAUAUCGACCAAUAAUCAGUAUGAACUGAUAAAAGCAAAUAUUCACUCCCGUUUUUCGGAGGAUAGCCGAUAUAGCAUGCCAAUCAAAAGAUGACAGGAAAACGCAGUGAAUUUUUGCUCUGUAUAUAUAAAAUGUUAAGGGUCAUCACCAGUUUGAUGUUCAAUAAUAACACUCAUAUAUGAAUUUUAAACAUUCAGAAAUCUGUAUCGAUAUCAGCAAAUAUCACUCAGAAUUAUCUGGCUAUGGAUUUUGGGAUGAGAAAUUUAGUAUCGGUGCUGUAUCGCUCUAGUUUGUAAAAAUUCAAUAAAAUUUAUAUUAUGGUUUUCACAAUGUGCAUUGUUCCGAAGCAGCUUUACAGGAGCAUAUAAGAAAAACAGAAAAACACAGAAAGGUAAAACACAGCAGAGUGCAUGGUGUUUAUAGUCCGAGCAAGAUCAUUCUAAUAAAAAAUAUCUAAUAAAUAAAUGAAUGAAUGCAGUCUCCCGGGGAGCAAGCCAACACUGCCCUGCUGAGGCGAGGAACCCAAACUCCAAUGAUGAAUGAAUGGAGAAAAAAAAACUUGGGAGAAACCAGGCUCAGCCGGUAGGGCCAGAUCUCCUCUGACAUGUCAUAGCUGCACUCAGUGACUCCGACCAAAUGCCACCGAGCAAACCGCCACGAAGAACAGGGAGAGUCCACUAGUCGCGACCCAGGAAGCCCCACCCGCCGAAACCAUACAGGUCCAACCCGGUCCCAUUCCAUAAUCAACACAAGACAACAGGAUCAACUAGGAAAAUAAUAAUGGCAUAAUUUAACUUUAUUCCUCUUCUGUCUGACAAAGACCACAAAACAAACAAGACCCAGACAGCCCCAACAAAGGAAACCCCCAAACCACAACCAACAAGCUUAGAGGAUAACAUUAUUGGAGCAAGUGAAAGAUGACAGAAUUUUAAUGUGUACUGUUCCUUUAAGAAGUGAUAUUUGUCUUUUUUGAAAACCAUAAUAUUUUUCAUUGUUUGCAGUACACUGAAGUACAUCAUUAAAAAUAUGAUAUUCUCAUCACUGUAGUGUCCAAAAGUAUUUUCAUGGCACUUGCUGCUUUGCUGCCGUCCCCCCUACUGAUGGUGAGACUAAAGGUGCUCUCUGCAAGGGCCCUAAGCCUUAAUCACUGUUGGCUGUGUGUGUGUGAUGUUCUCCGGAAUGCACUUACACACACUUCGUUGUGUAGAUAUUAGUCAGCUGUCCCCUCUGAAGGUCACAUGUGGUGCGCUGGGCUAUAACAGUUUGGUCCAGUUGGCAGCAGACUCAUUCGCUGGCACAGUCUUCUUCACUUACCGGGCCAGAAUCGUUUUUGCCCCCUCAACAUUACGCUCUAAUGGUUCCACGUCUCCUUCUUGUAACCUUUGUGUCAUUCUGUAGCUAGUGAUGGGAUCAUUCUGAAGACCACACGCUGUUUCAGUUCUUUUAAAAACUGGAGGAGAAAAAAUAUCAAAAGUCUCCUUAUAGCUCGUGAUCUUGUGUCAGGCCCAAUCCCCAUGCUUGGGUUGGCAGUUUCUAAUGCCGGAUUAAAAAGUCUAUGGUUUAUUGUUUAAAUAUGUUUGUAUUGACAAAAAUGAGCAACAAGAGAAUAACCGCCAUAGAUACUGUAUGAUUACAUAAAUGCCUAAUUUGACAGCUCUAAACACGUUGCUGUGUCCUCCAUUUUGGAAUGGUCCAUCACAUUUCAAUCACUCACAAUAAAAAUCUAUUAAUUUUCCAAAGUACAAUCAAGCCACGGCAAUGGUUGUCAAAGACUUUUUAAACCAAUGUUACUUUUAAAUGUUGUGUUAGUUAAUGCCUUUGUCUUGUAUUGUGUCAGUUUAGCAAUUUUAAUGUUUGUCUACAUAACACCAUGAUCAUAACUACGGAUGUAGACGCACAGUCAACUAGCACUUGAGUGUUCAUGGACCAACUUUGACUGUUCCAAUAUGUUGGACCAUAGAAACAGCUGCUACCGUGGCAUCUGUUUAUAAAUCUCUAUGCGUUUGCCUCUUGCAGCAUGAGGAUAGGAGGAUAGAGUGACUUUUUUAUUGCUUCAAUGGGGUUUUGGGGACUUGUUGGUGAUACAUCAAGCUGGGAGACCUUAAAAAUCCAGCUAGGACCAGCAAACCAGCUUAUGCUGGUUUACAAUAACAAAAGGGCGCACAAAGGUUUAUGAAUAAUAACUUAGGAUGUAAAGACUUUGGCUGUGGACACAACAAGGUAUAUUCGUUGACCAUUUGUUUGGUUCAUGUCGUUUUCAAAAAACAACAAAUGACCCAUAUUAAUCGUUGAGUAUUUUAGGAAAUGUUAACUGGCAGUGAAAUGAAUAAUGUCCCCAAAAUUUCAUUUUGGGUUGAAUUUGUCAAGAAACUUUAUUUAGUACACUAAUGUGUCCAAUGACAGAAAGAGAAUCUGAUUUUCUCUGUACCCGAUAUUUAUCCUCUGAAUUCAACAGUUAAAUGGCUCUGUUAGCUGAUGUCUGUGGCUCUGAAAAGCUACGACUCCUACUAAAUAUUACCCAUGUCUUUUUCAGUGAUCUGAUUCAUCGGUGACAAUGUUGUUAAAGCGUUCCUUACAAAUGAUGACUUGUUGUGCAAUAAAAAGAUAA